Messenger RNA from Metschnikowia bicuspidata var. bicuspidata NRRL YB-4993, 3600 nucleotides. RefSeq names its product mRNA-binding protein. Lineage: Eukaryota; Fungi; Ascomycota; Pichiomycetes; Serinales; Metschnikowiaceae. The record is from RefSeq and is a predicted model, not a curated record. The transcript has 2 exons. The coding region runs from base 1 to 3600 and encodes 1199 amino acids.
AUGGCGCACCUCAACCCCGACGGCGGGGCCCCGCCCGAAGCCGUGUUCAUGGACGAGCGGCUCGCCAAGAUCCGCACGCAAAUCCACUCCAAGCUCGACAACCAGAAGCACCUCGCGCUCAUCCUUGCCGCCGUGGAGGAGAACAUGGACGAACACAAAACCACGCGCACGCUCGUGGCCUACGUGGUGUCGUUCCUCGCGUUGCUCGACCAGGCCGUGGCCGGCGAUCGCAUUGCCGACGCCGGCGUGGCCACGGCCGCCGCGUACUUCUUGGACGUGGCGUUGCCCUGCGCCCCACCGCCGCUCUUGCGGCAGAAGUUUGCCGCCCUCUUGACCAAGCUUGCGCCCGUGUUGACCAGCGGCGGCGCGGACGCGGCGCUCGUGCGUGCGGCGCUCGGCGCGCUCGAGACGCUCUUGCUCGCGCAGGACGCCCAGCUGUGGCAGGCCGCCGGCCACGUGUCGCCGCGCCGGGCGUUGGCGGGCAUGUUGGACUUGGCCUUCGACGCGCGGCCCAAGGUGCGCAAGCGUGCGCAGGACGCCGUGCACACGGUGUUGCUGCGGCCACCUGCGUCGCCGGCGCCGGGCCAUGCCGCGGCCGGCUUGUGUGCGGACGUGGCGGCGACGCGCUUGGCCGCGCUCGUGGCGGCGCCGCCCGCACGCAAGGGCGGCGCCAAGGACACCAACGCGGCGGCCAUCCACGCGUUGCAGUUGGUGGCGGCCAUCACGUCCGCCAACGCGUGGCCCGCGGCGCACGCGGACCGCCUCUGCGACCUCCUCCUCGCGGCGGCGCGCACGCUGGACCAGUACAUGGUGGCCGCGGCGUUCGCGGCGUUCGACGGCUUGUUCUCGGCCAUGGUGCACGCCGUGGACGCGCCGCGCGCCGCGCGCGUGUUGGACGUGCUCCUCGACUUGCGCCCGCCCGUGGCGGACGCGCACUUGGCCGCGGCGUGGCUCGCGGCCGUGGCCAGCGGUUUCCAGGCGUACGCGCGCGUGGCGCCCGCGGCGGCAUUGCGCCGCCUCGAGGCCUUGGUGCCGCUCGUGGCGGCCUUCCUUGCCGCGGAGGCCAAGGACAUCUACAUCUCCGCGGCGCAGUGCUUGGUGGCCGUGGUCAGCGCAGGCGUGCCGGCCGAGGGCGGCCUGGCCGAUGUGUCUGGCGGGCAUGCCUCUGACGCCGCGGACCUGGCCGCCGUGGACGCCGCGGCCGGGUUCCUCGCGCGCUUCAUCGAGCACGACUUGCUCGCCAUCAAGUACCAGCACGCCACGCGCGAGGUCUUGGAGGUGGCCACCGCGGCCGUGGCGCGGCUCGGCGCCCGCGCCAACCCGGGCUUCUUGGGCGUGCUCGCCACCGUGGGCCUGUGGCGCUCCAACGAGCUGGACGGCUUCCCGCACAACAAGGAGGCCGAGGACUUGAUCGCCGCGUGCGUGGCGGCCAUGGGCCCCGAGGUGGUCUUGGCCACGCUCCCGCUCAACCUCACGGGCGGCGCGGCGGGGCCCGGCCGCGCCUGGAUGUUGCCGCUCUUGCGCGACCACGUGCGCGGCGCCAGCUUGGCCUACUACCAGCUCAACAUCCUCCCGCUCGCGGACGUGUUCGCCGCCAAGGCGCACGCGGCCGGCGCGAAGGACUCCGUGCACGGCAAGAUCUUCCAGACCAUCGAGGACCAGGUGUGGGCGUUGCUCCCGCCGUUCUGCAACUUGCCGCACGACCUCCCGGCGGCCUUCUCCGACGACUUCGCUGCGCGCGUGGCCGACCUCCUCUACUCGCGCGUGGACUUGCGCGUGGUGCUCUGCAACGCGUUGCGCGUGUUGGCCGAGUCCAACGUGGCCCACGCCGCCAACACGGCCCCGCUCGCGCAGCUGCGCCUUUCGCCGGCCGCGGCCGCGCACAACGUGGCCGUGUUGGCCGCCAAGGCCUCCAACAUCUUGGCCGUCUUGUUCAACGUCUUCUCGUCCACCAUGCCCGACACCCGCAGCUUCGUGGUCGAGACCAUCAACGUGUACUUGCAGAUCAUCCCGCAAGACGACUUGCAGCUCACCUUCGACAAGGUCUGUGGCUUGUUGAAGAAGGCCUUGGACGACGAGGCCCACGACUCCGCGCCGCCCAAGAAGGACGCGCCGCCGCGCCUCAGCGUCACCAUGAUGGACCUCGUCGUGACCAUGGCCAAGUACGUGCCCGCCACGUCGUACAACGCGCUCUUCGCCAUCUUCGCCAGCACCGUGGCCAUGGAGCUGAACGCGCCCAUGCAGAAGCGCGCGUUCCGCGUCAUCUCCCGCUUGAGCGAGGCCGACGCCGGCGUGCCCGCCAUCGCGCUGUUCGUCGCUGACAUUCAGCGCGUGUUUGUCGACACCACCCACUCCACGCACACGUCGGCCCGCGCCGCCCGCUUGGCCGCCAUGCUGUGUGUCGUCAGCGCCUUGCCCGCCACUGACUUGCACUUCAUCCCGGCCGUGCUCCAGGAGGUCAUCAUGUCCACGAAGGACGUCAACGAGCGCUCCCGUGAGGCCGCCUACGGCCUCCUCAUCCAGAUGGGCCGCAAGAUGCAGCAGGGCGGCUCCAUCGACAACAGCAAGGUGCCGGGCUUCGCCCCGGACGCCGCGCCGUCUGACGCCAGCUUGACCAGCUUCUUCACCAUGGUCAGCGCCGGCUUGGCCGCACAGUCGCCCCACAUGAUCUCCGCCACCAUCACCGCCGUCUCGUGCAUCGUCUAUGAGUUCAAGGACGACUUGCCUCAGGACGUGCUCCUCGAGCUCGCGUCCACCGUGGAGUUGUUCUUGACCCACAACUCCCGCGAGAUCGCCAAGUCCGCCAUCGGCUUCGUCAAGGUCGAGGUCUUGUCGCUCCCCGACGACUUCAUCCGCCUGAACUUGCCGGAGAUGUUGGGCAAGUUGAUGAGAUGGUCGCACGAGCACAAGAACCACUUCAAGUCCAAGGUCAAGCACAUCAUCGAGAGGCUUAUCCGCAAGUUCGGCAUUGAUGCCGUGGAGCUGGCAAUCCCCGAGGAGGACCGUAAGUUGGUGGCUAACAUCAAGAAGUCCAAGGCCCGGGCCAAGAAGCGCGACGCCGCGGAGGACAUUACCGAGGGCAAGACCGCCAAACAGUUCAUGUCCGCCUACGAAGAGGCCGUGUACGACUCGGACUCAGAGUCGGACGACGAGCCAGAAAACGCCCCCACCAAGGGCUCCAGAAACAAGGCCAGCGACAAGUUCAUCUUGGACACGGGCGACGAGCCCUUGAACUUGUUGGACCGCCAGACCCUUGCACACAUCUCGUCCUCGAAGCCGAAGAAGUUUACCAAGAAGGACGUCAAGAAGCACGACGUCGAGAUGAAGAACGGUAAGAUCGUGUUCAAGGAGAUGGUCAAGGCCAACGACGACCCCUUGAACCUGGGCUCGGGCAUCGAUGCCUACUUGGAUGCGGUGAAACAGGCCCCAGUGAGAGGCCAGAAGAACAAGUUGAAGUUCAAGAAAUCCAAGGACGAGGAGGAAUGGUCUGACUCGGAAGAUGACAAGCCGGCGCCUCGCCAGGCCCAGAAGGGCAAGUAUUCCCAAAAGUCGGGCGUGUCGAAGCCCAAACAGAAGUUCAAGGCAAGAAAGAAGCUUUAG